Molecule: messenger RNA, 1053 nt
Organism: Lotus japonicus
Lineage: Eukaryota; Viridiplantae; Streptophyta; Magnoliopsida; Fabales; Fabaceae
Product: calcineurin B-like protein 1
Exons: 9
Coding region: 207-851 (214 amino acids)
Biological process (GO): calcium-mediated signaling
Molecular function (GO): calcium ion binding; kinase binding
Source: RefSeq, a predicted model, not a curated record
AUAAGUUUCAUCGUGCGUUUCAUUUCUAUUUCCUAAUCCUUUGUUCUCUCUAAGAAAGAUCAACAUAUUCUUAAUUCUCUCAAUAUGUCAAAUCACCAUUUUGGAGAACAAGGUUUCAAAUCGUUUAAGAUGAUUAUGGUAAUAUAAUAUAGUGAAACUCGGGCACUCGUCUAGUUCGUGCUGCCUUGCCUUCAUUUGAUCCAUAGAUGGGCUGUUUAAACUCUAAAACAGCCAGACGAUAUCCAGGCCAAGAAGAUCCAGUAACUCUUGCGUCACAGACUGCUUUUAGCGUCAGUGACGUUGAAGCAUUAUUUGAGCUUUUCAAGAGCAUUAGUAGGUCUGUCAUUGACGAUGGACUAAUAAGCAAGGAAGAAUUUCAAUUGGCAAUUUUCAAUAACAGUAAAAAGGAGAACCUCUUCACAAGUCGGAUCUUUGAUCUAUUUGAUGUCAAGGGGAGGGGUGUCAUUGACUUUGGUGACUUUGUUAGAGCACUCAAUGUCUUUCACCCAAAUGCACCACUAGAAGUCAAGAUAGAUUUUUCAUUUAGGCUCUAUGAUUUGGACAGUACAGGCUAUAUAGAGCGCGAAGAGGUAAAGCAAAUGGUACAUGCACUUCUUUGGGAGUCUGACAUUAAGUUGACUGAUGAAACAAUAGAAACAAUUCUUAACAAGACUUUCUUAGAUGCUGACCCGAACCAAGAUGGAAAGAUAGACAAAUCUGAGUGGCAAAUUUUUGUUUCUGAAAAUCCAUCACUGUUAAAAAUUAUGACACUACCCUACCUGAGGGAGAUAACAACAACUUUCCCAAGUUUUGUAUUUAACUCGAAGGUGGAUGAUGACAUUGCUGCUUGAAGCGUGCAUGUUUUUUGUUACACUAUCACUGAUGAUAACAGAUUUUGUUUUGUUUUGUUUUUAAAUAUGAGAUGUUGACAUAGAAAUAGAUAAAAUAAAAUAGUUAGCUUAUUUGGGGAAAUUGUAAAUCUUAUUCGCACGAAUGAAUUCCAUUUUUCAUAAGAGGAAUAACAAAAUACAAAGGGUUAUGAUUUCUUUUUCA